Messenger RNA from Pyrus x bretschneideri (Chinese white pear), 1207 nucleotides. Its product is annotated as thioredoxin-like 3-1, chloroplastic. Lineage: Eukaryota; Viridiplantae; Streptophyta; Magnoliopsida; Rosales; Rosaceae. The record is from RefSeq and is a predicted model, not a curated record. Bases 166 to 651 code for a protein of 161 amino acids. The transcript is spliced from 4 exons. Gene Ontology annotation, cellular component: chloroplast stroma.
AGCAACCUUCAACGCCAAAUACUCAAGUAGCCAGCUAGCCAACAUAAAACCCACCAUUUUCUGACCCAUCAUCCUAAAAAUCUCACUUCCUCCGAAUUAAAAAUCUUAUGUUUUUUCUUCUUCUUUGUAAUUGUUGAUUAUUGUAGCAGGGCAAAUAGGUGUAAGAUGUCUGUUUUGGUAGCCAAUUCUCACGUUCUGUGUAGCAGACAAGUCCAUCACAGUCACAGAGACCAACAGCCACAGUUCUGGAGCAAUGGCGGCGGUUUCCUGUUGUUGCCAAAAGCUUCUGGAUUAGGGUUUAUGGACAGAAACAGAGAUGGCAACAAGACGUUGAAGAGGGACUUGAAAGUUGAGGCCUUUUGGGAUACGGAUACCUCGAGUCCCACGGUUGUGGAGUUGGAAGCAAUCAACGACUGUGAUCAGCUUGAUCAGAUUCUUAGCCAUGCACGGGAGAGCUCUCAGCCCGUUGUCAUUGAUUGGAUGGCAUCUUGGUGCCGCAAAUGCAUCUAUUUGAAGCCUAAAUUGGAGAAAUUGGCUGCUGAAUAUGACACCAAGAUCAAAUUCUACUAUGUUGAUGUCAACAAAGUACCUCAAGAAAAUGCCUACAAUUCAGGUGAGAUUUUCUACUGUACAGUAAAAGUUUUGCGAUAGUGUUAAACGACAUAGCUAAACUGUUGUAAAUGGUUUGUUAAAUGUAAUUGCAGGUAUGGAAAGAUGGAGAGUACAAAGCAGAAGUGAUUGGGGGACAUAAAGCAUGGCUUGUGCUUGAAGAAGUGAGAGAAAUGCUCAAAAACUUUGAGUGAAAGUUUAUCUUUUGAUCGUUCUGUUUCCUUUAUUAACCCUUUUACCUGUAAUAUGUUUUCAUCACAAUAUAUAAUGAAAGAAGAAUCUGUGCAGUCAAAUUUGCUUUCCCUCUGGUUUCUUCAAAUGUUUGUAAGGAUGAAUUCCAGUUUUGAGCUCAAUUUUUCGUUCCUUGGUGCCUCGAAGGAACGAAUAAUAUUGCAUUCGAGAUGGAAUGCGCAAGAAACUAAUCUCGGUUUGAUAUCUUGCCGGAUUGUGCGAGGUUGAUUCAUACAAUGAGAUUGUUCUCUAAGAAUGGCCAAAUUGGUGAAAUUGAUGAGGAAACAAUUUACUUUGCAAAACUACGAAAUUAGUAUGACAAAAUAUCACGGUAAUUUGGUUGGCUGGAUAAGAUGAGUUAAUAACC